Messenger RNA from Thecamonas trahens ATCC 50062, 3735 nucleotides. RefSeq lists its product as uncharacterized. The transcript has a single exon. Gene Ontology annotation, molecular function: phosphatidylinositol-3,4-bisphosphate 4-phosphatase activity. NCBI's taxonomy places the organism in Eukaryota, Apusomonadida, Apusomonadidae. Gene Ontology annotation, cellular component: cytoplasm. The coding region runs from base 13 to 3534 and encodes 1173 amino acids. The record is from RefSeq and is a predicted model, not a curated record.
GCUGCGUCUGGAAUGGCCGGCGAUGACACCUGGGGUGGAGGUGAUGCGCCGCAUCCGGGCUCGCCGCAUCUGGGCUCGCCGGGACUGCGGGUGGAGAGAAAGCGCACAUGGGUCGAUGGUGCCGCGCUGCAUGUCAAGGUAGCGAGGCGGAAGAGCUUUGUGACGACCGAGUCGAUCGCCGCCGUGGCGCAGGCAGCCGAGGACCAGCAGGUCGGAUGCCUCGCGUGCUGGAUGGCGGAUACGCAGCACUUGCUCGACCGGUGGAGCGAACGGCUGGCUCGGCUACGCGGAGAGACGCUGCCGUCGGUCCCACCGGCGUUUGUGUCGGGCUCAAUCCGGGUCUGGCUUGUGGUCGAGCUGAAGGGGCUCGAUCCGGGCUUGGUGCCGGGCAAGCGCCGCGACGGCGCUUUUGUGGAGAUCGUCACCAAUCCCGAGGCGCUGUUAGCAAGUGGAACCGAUGGCCAAGUGGCUGGCAAUGGAAGCAGUAAGGGAAAGAAGAAGAGCAAGAGCAAGGACAAGAGCAAGAAAUCGUCGCGCCGCCCAUCAAUUGACCCAUCGCUUGUCUCCCCAUCGCCGCUGAGGCACGGGAGCAGCGAUCGGCAGGUGGCUGGGCUGAGUCCAGCUAUCAGCGGCGGCGGCUCGAGCUGCUUGCCGUCGACGGCGGCGGCGGCCGGACAGGUCUUUGCGCAGACCGAGCUUCGGACUUGGGAUGCGCUUGCGGCGUCAGGCAAGUUUGAGGUCAGUCUCUACAUCGAUUUGCCUCUGGCAGAGACAUCGAUGGGCAAGACGCUUGUCUCGGUUUGCUGCGGGAGUGAGGACAAGGUGCUCGAGCCGAUGAUGGGUGGCGAGCGGGUGGCGACGGGGGCGGUCUCGGUCUCCAAUCUUCUCAAGACGGGCGCGCUUUCUAUCCGGCUUGACGUCGGUGGGGCGACGCGCGGGCGCCCGUUCUGCUUUGCACGACUGGCUGUGGUCCAGCUCGGGCGGGUGCCGUCAUCCAAGGCCACGGUGGCACAGUCGUACGUGUUUGAGAGCGAGGCGGAUGAGCCUGUGCUUGUCAGCGAGACGCUGCUCCCGUCGCCGUUUGCCUUCUCGGUGCCCAAGGCGCUGCUGGGCGUGUAUGCUGCGCGACACGUGGAUGAAGCACGGCAGCUGCUGGCGCUAGUAGAGACGCAGCUGGUGGGCGCAGUCGAGGCUGGCCCGCCGCGUGAGCUUGACCAGGCCGACGUCAACCGAGUCGACAACCACGUGACGUACCUCGAGUCGGUUCUGGCGCCGUGCCUCAAAGUGAGCAACGCUGACACCGAGGUGGCGUUCAAGCCGUCGACAACCAAGUCUGAUCCGGCACUGCGGUUUGUGGCGACAAACAUGCAAGUGAUGGAGAUGAUGGUCAAGGUGCGAGGCAGCCCGUUGGCGCGAUUUUCCAUGGUCACCUGUGGCGCGCCUGCCGCUCAUGUCUACGGUUACGGCAAGAAUGCAGGCAUUCUCGAGCUGCGCGAAAAGGCUGCGGCCGAGGCGCUCAACGUCUCGUCGGACAAGGCUGCGCUCAAGGUGGAGAAGAUGGCGUGGCGGGCGCGGCUGCGGACCGAGGCCGCAUUUGCUCAGGCGGUCAGUGCGCUCGUCACUGUCUUUGCCGAGUCGGUCAACGCCGCACUCCGCGCCGACGUCUCGCCACUUGGGCCGGACGAGGCGACGCUGCUGGACAUCAUGGCUGAGCAUGGGUACUUGGUCCAGUUUGAGUCGCUGCUCUCGACGUCGGGCAAAGAGUCGGUCAUGCUCUCGGACAUGGCUGCGGUGGUGGAGCGGUUGGCUACAGUCUCGUUCCGGAUUGUGCCUGUGGCGCGGCCCGGGGCGGUGGUACCCGGCUCUGCCGCCGACGUCGGGUCCGGCGUGGUGGGCGACGACGAUGACGCCGAAAGCGUGCGGGCAGAGGUUGCGGCGUCGCUCGCGGCGUGCGACCUCUCGAUCUUUGCCACAGACCCACAAGUGUCGCAUCUUGCAACCGAGCGGAAGCGCACGGCAUCAGACGCAAUGUACGGCGACGACGACAGCGACGACGAUGCUGACGCGAACUUGCUCUCGACGCUGCUGGCGUCCGACUCGGACGACCUGGCCGAGCUUUCAGCCUCGGACACGCCGCGGUCGGGGAGCGACGAGUGCGAUGGCGGCGAUGGGCCGUCAAUUUUGGUGGCGGAGGCCUCGGAUGGGUCUGCGUCGUCGGAUGGCGACUCGUCAGAGCUGCCGUGGCACGACGAACUGACUCUGGAGCGGCGGGUCGAGCUGAUGGCGACAUUGGCUUCGGCGUUUGGCUCGUCGAGCGAGGCGGAGGAUCGGGCGUCGGUGGUGGAGAACGAAGCAUAUAGCUUGUCGGCCUCGCUGGAAGAGUAUAUCGAGGCGAUGGUCCACCACAGCGCACGUGCGAUGGUCAUGAACCGGCUCCGCAGCGACAAGAGUGCCCCAGCCGACAGCAGCGAGCACCCAGCUAGCGGGCAGGAGCUGGGCGCGUCCAGUCUGCGAAGCCGGUCACCUGCGAUGAAGUCUCCCCGAGGUUUGCGGCGGACGCCACCGCCAGGAUCAGAGCUGCUGGCACGUGGGCGCGGGGCGACCGAGUCGGCUGAGCCCGUAGUGGUUGACGUCAAGUCGCUUCGGCGGCGGCAGCGGCGGCAGGCACGAGUGGCGGCAAAGGCACAAGCGGCGUACGCACCGCCCGCACCGCUGACACAGCUCCCGGACCAGCUCUUCCUUGACACGACCCAGACCAAGAUUGUAGACGAACGCGACGAGCGGUUCCAGGCUGCGCCGUCGACGCUGGCGCAGGCACCGGAUGCGAUGACUGACCUUGUGGGCCUGCUCCCUGACUCGGUGCAAAUCGAAGAAGAUGAGGCCAGCGGCGGGCUGGUCGUCUCGCUCCUUGCGGUGUACGAUCCGCAGCUUGUGACGCUGCCAGCGCGAGUCAUGGCCGGCGACGUCAUUCGGGUUGUGCCGGUUCUCUUCUCGCAGGGCAUCAACGAGAUGCAGACCAUGUCCAACUUGCUUGGCGGAGCACAGCAGCAGCAGGACAUCAACGAGCACAACCUGCGAAAGCUGCAGCGAUACUUUCGCAAGACGGUACUCUUGCAGCGUGGCGCGUUCCCAAACUACGACUACGGGACGCCGGCGACCAAGAUCUACUCGCUGCUGGCGACCAUCCACCGGACGGUGAAGCUCGGCAAGUCUUCCAAGUCGUCCGCACUUCUGCAGCGAGUGGCGGAUGUCGUGCGGAUGCUCGGCGGUGGGCGGGUGACCUCGUGCAAGUCGGCCAAAGACCGGACGUCGAUGUCAUCGACGCUUGAGCAUGCGCGGAUCCUGGCGUCGCAGUACGGUGCCAACGAGGUCCGUGCAACUGCGGCUGUGAUGCGUUGUUAUGGCGUGCGUCGGAUGAAUGCUGAGCUCAACGCCGGCAAACGGGCGUACGCGUUCAACCGGUUCCAGGCGCUCCUUCUGCCGUCGGCGUACAAGCCACCCAAGUCUGCGACGGCGUCCAAAGUGCAGAGCUGACAGCCAUGUUGCUAUAAUAGUACUGUAGUAUGGAGCGUGAGCGUGGAUAACAUGUUACUUCUUGCUCUUCUUGGUCUUGCCCUUCUUGGUCUUGCUCUUCUUGGCCUUGCCCUUUUUGGCCUUGCCCUUGGCCUUGGCCUUGGACGACUUUGCAGACGAGCCGUGGGCGAGCUUCUCGACCUUUUCGGCCCGCGAGUCGGC